Messenger RNA from Phyllostomus discolor (pale spear-nosed bat), 2404 nucleotides. It is a transcript of the gene RNF115, whose product is annotated as ring finger protein 115. Gene Ontology annotation, biological process: protein ubiquitination; positive regulation of DNA-templated transcription; ubiquitin-dependent protein catabolic process. The record is from RefSeq and is a predicted model, not a curated record. Lineage: Eukaryota; Metazoa; Chordata; Mammalia; Chiroptera; Phyllostomidae. Gene Ontology annotation, cellular component: nucleoplasm; cytoplasm. Gene Ontology annotation, molecular function: ubiquitin protein ligase activity.
GACCGCCGCGGCGGAAGGAAAAAAAAAUGGCGGAGGCCUCAGCAGCUGGGACAGGCUCAGGCGCCGCCCUCGCGGCGCACAGGUUUUUCUGCCACUUUUGUAAGGGCGAAGUCAGCCCCAAACUACCGGAAUAUAUUUGUCCCAGAUGUGAAUCAGGCUUUAUUGAAGAAGUGACAGAUGAUUCCAGUUUUUUAGGUGGUGGUGGCAGCCGGAUGGACAAUACCACAUCAACACAUUUUGCAGAGUUCUGGCGCAAUUUGGACCAUGCGAUGAUUAUACAAGAUUUUAGACCAUUUCUAAGUAGCAGUCCACUGGAUCAAGAUAAUAGACCCACUGAGAGACCCCAAACUCACACUGACUUCUGGGGACCAAGUCGACCUCCUCGGCUGCCAAUGACUCGGAGAUACAGAUCACAAGGAAGUACUCGACCUGAUAGAUCCCCAGCUAUUGAAGGAAUAAUACAACAGAUCUUUGCAGGGUUUUUUGCAAAUUCUGCAGUUCCUGGUGGAUCCCCACACCCUUUUACCUGGAGCGGGAUGCUGCACUCCAACCCUGGGGACUAUGCCUGGGCAACAGGGCUUGAUGCCAUUGUAACCCAGCUUUUAGGACAACUGGAAAACACGGGGCCUCCUCCAGCUGACAAGGAAAAGAUCACAUCUCUUCCAACAGUGACAGUAACUCAGGAACAAGUUGAUACAGGUUUAGAGUGUCCGGUAUGCAAAGAAGAUUACAUAGUUGAAGAGGAAGUCCGGCAGUUACCCUGCAACCACUUCUUUCAUAGCAGUUGUAUUGUGCCAUGGUUGGAACUGCAUGAUGCAUGUCCUAUAUGUAGGAAGAGUUUAAAUGGUGAGGACUCUACUUGGCAAACCCAGAACUCUGAGGCCUCUGCAAGCAACAGAUUUAGCAGUGACAGCCAGCUACAUGACCGAUGGACUUUCUGAAGCUAAAGACCACAUCUGAGCCAGGGUUGUGGUAGUCAUCUUACCACAGCUGUAAAUUGUAUCAACACAAAAAAAAUAGUAGCUGGAUUUAGGGAUCGCAUAAGAAAUCCCAGUCCAUGAUAUUAAUGUAGUGUUUUUCUUUAAAUUUAAAGUUAGUAUCUAUAGAUGGGAUUGUAUCUGCAACCAAAUGCUUCUUAUUCCUGAAUUCAGAAUGAUAUAUUUUAUAAGUGUGAAACUUAAUUAUGUGGGUUUACCUUUGCCAGAAUAGAAUUAGUUCCCUUAAAGUCUAGCUAGAGUUUUGCUCCCUGUCAUAUUAUCUGGUAAUGGAUGUUUUCACCUCCUUGUCCAGCCUUCACCCUAUCAUUAGUGUAUUUUGCAGUAAAUACAGUGGAAUCAGAGCCGUAAAGUCCUUCUGUUUUAAUUGUACAAAAGCAUAUAUUCUUGGCCACAUUAGCUGUAAAUUGAGGUCUGAUUAAUUCAGGAGUCUGAGACUAGUGAUUUUGUUUUUUUCUUGAACCCCUAGGUGUCAAUCAAAGAAAAAUUACAGUGGGAGGGAGAAAGUGGCUAUCAUUAUACUGUUUGGUUUUCCCAUUUUAAUAUUUAAAGACUACUUCAAAAAAUGUGGUUUCCACAGAAACCAACAUGACAUGUCUUAGGGGUCUUCUGUUGGUAAGAAUCUAAUUCUGGUUCUUUUUUGUGAAAGAGCUGGACAGCAUAUAGGCAAAGAACAACAGAUGUUUGAAAUACUUGGUACUGAGGUUUAAUUUCCCUCAAGAAUGACUUCAUUACUGCUUCUAUUCACUGUUUUUAGUAAUUCAUUGGCUUUUAGGAAUUGAGAUUUUAUGUCAUCUCAUAAAUUUUUUUUCCAUUAUAAUUUUUGGUAAGCCCUUUGAUCCUCUCUGAAACCUUUCUGUGUGCUUGGUUCUGGCUAUACUUGGAAUCUAACUGAUUAUUGUGAUCAUGCCCAAAACAACAUGGUCUGUGAGAGGUAGGCCUUAUUUUUUUCAGCCUAACAGUGUCCCAUGUGCAUGCACAUGCUAUUUGGAGCAUUUGAAAAAGAUUAAAAAUGUCCUUGAAACCUCAAGGUCUCCAAAGGAAAUGAUGGGGACAUGUAAUCACUGUUAAUACCCCCAAAGGGUUACAGAGGGGCACUUGUUUGUGUGCUGUUCCCAGCCCUUUAUAUUUUGGAAUGAGCAGAACAAGAAGGCUACUUUUUGGUGAGUCUCUUUUGGCUUGGAGUCUUUUCUCAGUUUUUAUUGAUUAUCAUACACUAAACUGUGAUUUAGGGGGUGAGGGAGGAGGGUUAGAGAUAUCUUUGUACUUUGAUACAUGGUAAAGGGGUAGUGGAGGAAAGAGAGAAAGUAGGAAAGUGGCCUGCUGAAUUAAUAGCCUGCCUAUAAAAAUUGUGACUAUAAAGGUAUGAUUCAGAUUGGGCCCAGAGGAAAUAAAAGAUGUUUUUUUCA